AUGCAGACUCAUAUGCUUGACCAAUUUACUCAAACUCUCGUCGAUCCAGCGAACAAGAAACCUCGACCUGGCGACGAGCUCCUUACCCUGCCGCCGGACACGACUGUGGCGAGUCCUGAUGACGACGAUCCAGCGGACGAUGACUUCGAGCCUACGCAGACCGUCAGCCCUUCGGAUGUCCCCAGCGUUGCCUUGACAUCCGCCGCUUUAUCCACGCCAACUGAUCCUGCUCCCGUUCAGUCUACAUACCCUAUCCAAUCACCAGGCUGUCAAGUGGCCAGCUCACCACUCGCCGCCCCGCCCGUCCUCCUCUUCCUCUCCGACGGCAGUAAUGCCACCCUCGAUCAAUUACUUUAUCUACUCCAAGAACCAAUAUGCACCGGCACAUGCAAGAUACCCGAGGGUAUCCCAUCCAAUGUCGCUGCUGCAACAGGCGAUGGAAAUUACUGUGAGAUUGCUGUUGCUAUCUCCGACAGUGUGGAAGGCUGGAUGUUUACAAAUUCGCCACCCACCGGUGUCGAGGCUGAAGAAUGUUGGGUUAGUACGCAAGACAUUAUUGACGAUUGUGUUAAGGCGGAUUUCUCGAAGCAUGGAUGGUGGAAUGGAGAUCAUGUUUAUCAGUAUUAUGAAGCUGGGUACAGGGCGCUUAAUAGUCCGAGUGCGAAGCAUACGAGUAAGUUGACGGCUUGGCUGUGA
Messenger RNA from Bacidia gigantensis, 696 nucleotides. RefSeq lists its product as uncharacterized. The record is from RefSeq and is a predicted model, not a curated record. The transcript is spliced from 2 exons. The coding region runs from base 1 to 696 and encodes 231 amino acids. Lineage: Eukaryota; Fungi; Ascomycota; Lecanoromycetes; Lecanorales; Ramalinaceae.